Molecule: messenger RNA, 973 nt
Organism: Mytilus californianus (California mussel)
Lineage: Eukaryota; Metazoa; Mollusca; Bivalvia; Mytilida; Mytilidae
Exons: 2
Coding region: 146-973 (275 amino acids)
Source: RefSeq, a predicted model, not a curated record
CUGGUUAUGAGUUAGGAAAUUCUUAAAUAAGAGGCAUACCAGAAAAAUACAAAACAGAUUUGAAUGAGAUAAUAUGGAAUUUUAUUUGGGAUGGUAAAGUGAAUCAUGUAGACCGUAAGAACAAGCAACACCAGACGAAUCAAUCAUGUCAAUAGCUCUAUAUAGGUAUAUGUGUCUAAAUAUUGUCGGAUCAGAGGAGCACGUUAAAACAAUCAGAAUGGUACAUACAGUCAGAGACAAUCUUCCAGGCAAUGAUGAUAAGGGAAGGAUCACAAGUGGAAGUUUUGGAGAAGGACUGGAGAUGCGAGGAAGUGAUAUAGAUCUGAUGAAAAAAAUUCCAUUUACUGAGGUUUGUGAGACCAUAAACAUUCCUUGCAACCCUGAUAAAACAUAUUUCACCAUGGAAACAGACGAUACAGACCCCGGAUUUACCCUGUUACGUUUGAUACAUAUUGAUGAGUUUAACCCGUUAGUUUUUUGUGUACAGAUUGGAGGUAAAUACUACCUUUCAAACAUUUAUAUAAAACAAAUUUUCUUGAAUAAGUCUUCUUCUCCGAUCAUUCAUGGACCGUGUAUAUCCGACGAAGAUGGGGUUUACGACACUGCACCUUAUUUACAUUGUAAAUCAUGGAUAACGCAAGCACAACCGUGGAUAACACGAUCAAAUAACGGAUGGCCUGGACACAAUGUUAAACAGUCGAUUAUAAAACAAGGCGUUCUAUUUGUAGCAAAAGGUAUCCAAGGAUCAACCAAAGAAGAAUUUGAAUGGAGAAUAUCGUUUUCCGUUGGAGAAAAACGUCUGAUCUAUACAUUUACACACACGCAAUUACUAUGUUAUGCACUUUUGAAAAUUCUUCUCAAAGAUGUGAUAAGUAUCGACUUAGAUUGUAAAGAAUUACUUUGUUCAUAUUUCAUGAAAACAAUUUUGUUUUGGAUAUCAGGAAUUUCCACCUUCAAUAUGGAGACCAGAUAA